Molecule: messenger RNA, 828 nt
Organism: Spinacia oleracea (spinach)
Lineage: Eukaryota; Viridiplantae; Streptophyta; Magnoliopsida; Caryophyllales; Amaranthaceae
Exons: 1
Coding region: 130-582 (150 amino acids)
Source: RefSeq, a predicted model, not a curated record
UCUCCCCUCAUCUUCUCUCUUCACCGCACUCUUCUACCGCUUCAUACUCACAACACUCUCUGCAAUUCAGAAUCCUCUCACUAGAAAAAACAACUUUCUCUCUCUAAAAAAAACUCAAAUUAGUUAGCAAUGGCAGGAGCACUCAUCGCCUCAAUCUUCGCUCUCCUCGUCGUCUCCGCCGUUGCUCAAUCCCCUACCGGAGCUCCCGCCGCCUCUCCAAUGUCUCCACCUACCAUGGCGUCACCUCCAAUGGUGAUGGCUACUCCACCAACAACCAUGGCGUCUCCUCCCAUGGUGAUGGCUACUCCACCAACCGCAACCGCCACUCCUCCUAUGACGAUGUCUCCCGCUGCAACUCCCGCUGGUUCUCCAAUGGCUUCACCACCUUCUCCAAUCGCCGCCGCCGAUACCCCCGCCUCUGGUCCAUCUGUUGCCGCCGGUCCCGGUUCCGCCAUGGGUCCCAGUGGUAUGACUCCAGCCAAUGCUCCCACCGCUGACAGCGCAAACGGUGCCGUUUUGAACAGAAUCGCUUUCGGUGGAUCUGCCGCCGUCGUCGUUUUGGCUUCCGUGUUGAUGUUCUAGAUCGAGAGAUAUCUUUUGAUUUAUUAUCUCUUUCUCCACUUAUUAUUUUUCUAGGGUUUUAAAAUUUAGUUUCUCGAUUUGCGUAUAUUUGUUUAUUUUUGUUUAAUUUGACGGUGGCGUUUUGUUGGACGGUGGUGGUUAUUGUUGCGAUGGGCGGUGUAAUUUGAGACUUUAUUUUUACAGCCGAUAUUUCAUUUGUUAUUACUCCCUUUAUUAAUUAUUUAUUAUUGUUAAUUAUAUUACUCA